AUGUCAGAAGGAAAUCUCACCACAAUUACUGAAUUUGUUUUGCUUGGAUUCACAGAUAACCAGAGUCUGCAGCUUACUCUCUUCAUGUUGUUCUUACUGAUUUACUUGUUGAUCCUGGUGGGGAAUAUUGGCAUGGUAACAUUAAUCAGGAUUGACUCCCGCCUCCAUACUCCCAUGUAUUUUUUCCUCAGCAACCUGUCACUCUUGGAUAUUGGUUACUCCACUGUCAUUGCUCCCAGGACACUGAUGACCUUCGUAGCAGAAAGCAAAACCAUUUCCUUCACUGGCUGUGCCCUGCAGUUUUUCUUCUUCUGCAUUGCUGUAUCCUGUGAGUGCUGCCUGCUGGGUGUGAUGGCAUACGACCGCUUCAUUGCAAUCUGCAACCCACUGCUGUAUACUGCUAUUAUGUCCAGAAAGCUCUGUAAACUGCUUGUGGCUGGUUCCUAUCUGACAGGUUGUGUGAAUGCAGUGGUCCAGACUUCCAUUAUAUUUAAUUUGUCCUUCUGUAGAUCCAACAUCAUCAACCACUUCUUCUGUGAUGUGCCCCCUAUCCUAAAGCUGUCCUGCUCAGACACAGCAGUCAUUGAUAUUAUUCAUUUCAUCUUCUCAACAGCAAUUGUAUUGCUAACUAUAUUGGCCAUUUCUGUCUCUUACGCAUACGUACUUAUUGCCAUCCUUCGGAUCAACUCAGCUGAGGGCAGACAGAAAGCCUUCUCCACCUGUGCCUCCCACCUUACGGCUGUCACCAUAUUCUAUGCAACAGGAGCUUUCAUGUAUGUCCGGCCCAAUUCAAAAUAUUCCGUAGAGCAGGACAAAAUCAUCUCUGUCUUUUACACUCUUGCAAUACCUAUGCUGAAUCCACUCAUCUAUAGUCUGAGAAACAAGGAGGUAAAAGAGGCUUUCAAAAGGCUGGUUGGAGGAAAGGUGGACUCUCAGAGAUAUUAA
Zootoca vivipara (common lizard) is the source of this 945-nucleotide messenger RNA. Its product is annotated as olfactory receptor 5AR1-like. Gene Ontology annotation, molecular function: G protein-coupled receptor activity; olfactory receptor activity. NCBI's taxonomy places the organism in Eukaryota, Metazoa, Chordata, Lepidosauria, Squamata, Lacertidae. Gene Ontology annotation, cellular component: membrane. Gene Ontology annotation, biological process: G protein-coupled receptor signaling pathway. The record is from RefSeq and is a predicted model, not a curated record.